Molecule: messenger RNA, 2813 nt
Organism: Eublepharis macularius
Lineage: Eukaryota; Metazoa; Chordata; Lepidosauria; Squamata; Eublepharidae
Gene: HACD3
Product: 3-hydroxyacyl-CoA dehydratase 3
Exons: 11
Coding region: 53-1147 (364 amino acids)
Biological process (GO): sphingolipid biosynthetic process; very long-chain fatty acid biosynthetic process; fatty acid elongation
Cellular component (GO): endoplasmic reticulum membrane
Molecular function (GO): 3-hydroxyacyl-CoA dehydratase activity
Source: RefSeq, a predicted model, not a curated record
GCCAGCCUGCCUCCUCCCGUGGCCGCGCGUCCUCCUUCUCCUCUCCGCGAAGAUGCCGAGCGGCGGCGGCAGCCUCACCCCGCAGGUGCACUGGGCGCAGCGCCACCGCGAGCUCUACCUGCGCGUGGAGCUGAGCGACGUCCAGGAUCCUGACAUCACAAUUACGGACAAUGUGCUCCAUUUCAAAGCUCGCGGCCAUGGCGCCAAAGGAGACAACGUGUAUGAAUUUCAAAUUGAGUUCCUUGAACCGGUGAAACCCCAGCCGGUCUUUAAAGUGACUCAGAGGCAGCUCAGCAUCACGGUGAAGAAGCAAGAGAGCCACUGGUGGGAACGGCUGACCAAACAGGAGAAGCGGCCGGUCUUUCUCGCUCCCGAUUUUGACCGGUGGCUGGACGAGUCGGAUGCAGAGAUGGAGCUGAAAGCCAAGGAAGAAGAAAGAAUUAACAAGAUCAACAUCGAGAACAGAAUCCCUAAAGACCCUUUCCGGCACUUGAAGAGAGGAUACUUGUUCAUGUAUAACCUUGUGCAGUUCCUGGGCUUCUCCUGGAUCUUCGUGAACAUGACAGUUCGGCUUUUCAUGCUGGGGAAAGAUUCCUUCUUUGAUACGUUCCACACCACAGCGGACAUGAUGUACCUGUGCCAGACGCUGGCAGUGAUGGAGAUUGUGAACACUUUGAUUGGCCUCAUCAGAGCUCCUCUGGUGCCCGUCUUGCUCCAGGUUUUCGGGAGGAAUUUUAUUUUAUUCCUUGUCCUUGGAGGGGUGGAGGAAAUGCAAAGCAAGGCGGUUGUGUUCUUCGUUUUCUACAUCUGGAGCUUGGUUGAGAUAUUCAGGUACCCUUUCUAUAUGCUUUCCUGCAUUGACAUCGAGUGGAAGGUCCUGACGUGGAUCCGGUACAGCAUCUGGAUUCCCCUCUAUCCUCUGGGGAUCCUAGCAGAAGCUGUGACUGUGAUCCAAGCCAUUCCUGUCUUCAACAGUACGGGGAGGUUCAGCUUCAGCCUGCCCUCUCCCCUGAACUUCACCAUUCCGUUUUCGGUGGUUCUCCAACUCCAUCUGGUGGCCUUGUUUCUAGGGCCAUUUGUCAACUUCCGUCAUCUCUACAAGCAACGGAAACGACACCUUGGCCCGAAGAAGAGGAAAGCGCAUUAGGCCUCUGCUUUGGGGUCACUUUUCCUGGAGGCCGGGCAAGUCUUCAGUGUUCAACUUGCUCUGUUAAUCUGAACACCAUUUUUGUACAGCUCUACCAACCUGGCGGUUCAUUUUCCUUUUCUCUUUUUCCUCCCUCCCUGCCCCCGGGUAACAUUUUUCCCUCGGUGGCUCAAUUCAGCUGCUUUCUGAUAAAGUUCAAGUAAACGGUGCUGUAACAAUCGAGUAUGUGUCCUGCAUACAUGCAGAAUAAAUAAAUGGCACCUGGCCAGAAUAAAACCAGUGGGAAAAGGGGCAAGGGAUAGAGGCAGGCGCUUUUCUGCUAAGAUGGCAUUUUUGCUCACUUGUCAAGCCCUGACACAGUCACAGCGAGAGUCCUUGCUUAUUGGCACAAGGGCAGGUAGGUGGUUAAGCUGCGUUCCACCCCCCCCCACUCUCACACACACACCCCCCCCCAGCAGAGAAACAUUCUUUUCCCUCCUCUGUUCCUUUCUUCUAAAAUCCUUGAGCUGUUUGAAAACUGUACUGAUUAGAGACCAUUCUGCCAGAAAGUAUUCAAUCCUACACCACCAGCCAUCCCAGGGCAGUCUGUGACUGGCUGUGGGAAGCAAUGGACACGCUCCCCCUUUGUCAUAGCCCCCUGCUUGCUUUCGGAUCAAAAGUUUUCUUACUAAAAUUAUUUUCCCCAUUCCAGAGUUGGUCCAGAGCUCUUGUUUUAUGAAGACUCCAAAGGGCCAAAACGAGUUAAAAUCAGGGAGCUCGCUUGUUCUUAAGAGAAAUAUAUAGGUACAGACAUCUGUUGGUUAAUCACCUCCAACUUCAACUCUUCUCAUUAAAGAUAAAAACGUUUUUUUUAAAAAAGGACUUUAAAGAAAAAAAAGUGCUAAUAGUUAGCAGAGCGUGGAUGGAGGGCAUGGGUGUGUCUACUACUGAAAAUGUGUGGUGGGGGCUAAGGCAUUAACACCCCCCCCAGCACAAUCUGAAUUAGGGUUGUGUGUACUACUUAAACCUUUUAAACCUGGAGAGCCAUAAGAAAGAUUCUUGCUUUUGUAAAAGAAACAAAUCUUAUUGCCUAUUUCACUUGUAAUGAAAAAGAUGGUACAGAAGUCUGUAGGUUUGGCAGGAAGUGAUACGAUCAUUUACUCCAGGCGGGUAAAUGCUUUUGGUCACAAAGUCCUGGACUGCCACACACGAGGACCAAUUCCAAGCAAGGUUUACCUGGAAGUAAGUCCCAUUUUAUUCAAUGGAGUUUACUUCUAGGAAUGUGUUCUUAGGAUCGCAUCCUUAGGUGAUAGCAUUAAUAGGGGUAGACCUGACCAGUUUUUCCACUACUGCAAGAAAAACGGGCAUCUUUUGAUUUCCCACCCAGGGAAUUGUGGGACUAACCUUGUAAGUUGGGGUUGCAAUGUGUGUCUGUUGGGGGGAGAGGGUAAUUUAGCUGAGGUUGCUCCCUGUUGCACUAGCAGAAAAUCUUCGUGGGCUUCACGUUGCUCUUCCAGCACAAGAGGGGUCAAUGUUUAAACUACCAUGUUUGCAAAGUCUUGGAAGUUCCGCCUGUUAAGUUACAGUCCAGAAUCUGGUGCGGGCACUUGAUGUCUGUAAAAAUCGGCAUUUGUUAGUCUUUCCAAAGGCAAACAAUGUAUUUCUAAUAAAAAAAAAAUUAAGAACA